Tyto alba (common barn owl) is the source of this 12495-nucleotide messenger RNA. It is a transcript of the gene NPR3, whose product is annotated as natriuretic peptide receptor 3. NCBI's taxonomy places the organism in Eukaryota, Metazoa, Chordata, Aves, Strigiformes, Tytonidae. The transcript has 8 exons. The record is from RefSeq and is a predicted model, not a curated record. Gene Ontology annotation, molecular function: natriuretic peptide receptor activity; peptide hormone binding. The coding region runs from base 3303 to 4871 and encodes 522 amino acids. Gene Ontology annotation, cellular component: membrane. Gene Ontology annotation, biological process: vasodilation; regulation of blood pressure.
UUGACUCAUCUUGAGUUUUCAUGCUGCAAUAUUUUCACCUAAAAGCUGCGUUGAAUUUUUAUACAAUGUAAGUAUACAAAGGUAAGACCACAAAGCACAAAAAGACACUCCCAGAUACAUCAUGUUGCAGUAAGAAAUCCCUUAGGUGCAUUCCAGAUAGAUUCCUUGAAAUAAAAACAGAAUAGAUUGAAAAACAAGGAAAUAAUGUAAAAGUCUGAAUGGCAGGAUAUAUUUGCAGUGCAGAUAAUGUUAAAAUAUUUAAUCUUUUCAACCUCUAGGGGGGACUAUGUUUUCAGCGAACCUGUCUGUAAAGAAUUUCCUUAAUCUGCAGCAGGCAGUUCAGACUGUUGCUGAUGUUAGCUGGAGCAAGUCAAGUGAAUCUCGGGUUUUGUAUGAGUUAUUUCUGGGGGGGAAUAGCCUGUGUCUGAAAUGACUUUAGUGCUCAAAGGCCAGCCUGAAAUCUCUGCUCUCGCUGCAGUUUGUGGGCAUUCUGCCUGCUACUGAUUCAUGAUUGCAGGAUUUGUUCUUAUUAAAAAGUAUUUAUGUAGCUGAAAAAAAAAAAUGUCUGUGGAGGAAUGUUGAAUUUAUAGCUUUGAAAUAUACAGUAAGAGAACUAAUGAUGAGGUGGAUUAAGUGACAUUUUGAAUUGGGAUUAACAAGUAAAUUCUCGUGCGUAAAUUCCUGGCUCUGAAAAAUAAAUCAAUCACAGGCUGGAAAUCUUUAUAAAACUGCUUAGGGUGAAGGGGAAAAAUUGAGCUGUUGGUGACACUUUGGGCUCUCAGAGACACUGUGACUCCCACAGGGCUGAAUGCAGUUGCUCAGGUGAGUAAGGACCACAUACUGUGGGCCAAAUCUUUUUCUGAAAGCAUCAAAAUUGGUUUUUGGUGCUACUACUGCUACACAGUACUGGCUAGAUGCCUCUUCUUUCUUUUCCCCCUCAUACUGGCCCUGCUUCUCCCACUUUUAUUAAUUCCCAGCAGUAUUUUACCUCACAAGGAGCAGCCAGUGUGAAGGGAUGGCAGCCCUGUAAUUUAUGGGCUUACUAUCUCUUCUGUUGUGUUUACACAGCUUACGCUCAAAUAGGACAGCUCGGAGAGUAUGGAGCUCAAACGUAAAAUGAAAAAGAUAUUCUGGUGGGGGAAGGAGGGAAUCAAGAGAGAUCCGUCCAGAUUUCAGUGUUGUAAACACAUCUGUAGGGUCACCAUAAAGCAGUGACUACAAAGGUCAGAAUUUCAAAAUGUGUCUUAAGAAAAUGUUUUUGCAAGCUUUGUGGUGAAGAUGGCUGGUGUGUUGUAUAUUGUAACAUUCUGCUUAAUCUCCACUAUGUUAUAUGGAGUCAUUUACAACAAAAAAUGCCUGGCAUAACUUACAGUACAGGAACAUACAAAACCAGCUUCACCAGGGUGGGUGUUUAUGUAAUCUUCAAGAACACUCUGAAGUUCAAUUCAGUAAUCAAAUAAAACUACAUGAGAGGCACAUUUCUCAGAGACACUACUCAUCUUUGAAUUUCUGAGCUUCUUUAUUUUACUGAGCCCCGUUAGAUAAAUGUUCCUGAAAAAAAGAUUUUUUGAUGAUUAUUUCUAUACAUUGUGUUACCUGCUGUUUUCAUUCCACUGCUCAGUUGUAAUCGCAUAAGCGCUUCCAGCUUUCUUUUCUUUUUAAUUGAGGCAUCCUAAAGGUGAGCAGAUGGUCACCCCAGGAGCACAGGUUUCCCAUUCAGACUGCAGUGUGAAGGCAGCAACAAAAGUAAGUUUACACAUACUGCCCUGACAAUGACCUCUGUGCUAAACUAAACAAACCCCUUCUGUAAAGCCAGGAGCAGUUCACUCACCUUUUGAAUGCAAACCUGGCACUCUCUGAGUAACCAUAAAACAUCAAACCGCCCAGCCCUGCUCUGGGUUUGAGGGUGCAUGCUGUUACGGGGCACAGAAAACUCCAUAGAGAGCCAUCCUUUAGGAUUUUGCUGUCAAAAAGCAUCAGGUAUUCCAAAGCCUCUUUGACAAAACAUUUUGCAGUUUUUGCAUUGACUUUAUUCCAGAGCAGGAGAGUCCAUUUUAAAUGGACACUAACAAAAUCUUAAGCAAAGCAACUUUAUGGCUAGUAAGCAGAGCUGAAGAGGGGUGCAUUUAACAUGCUCUGACUAGCCAGUGUUGUCAAGAUAAUUAAAAAGGUUAUUUUUCUUUUCCCCCCGAUAAAAUAAUCUCAGAACAGGACUUGUCUUCAUCAUUGGUGAAACCUCUGCUGCUUGGGGCAUGAAACUGCAUCUCUGACACAGUGGGUGGGAGGCCACUGGAGAUUGCAUCUGGGCCCUCUUGGCAUGGGGGUCUCAGAAAGACCCUAGAGGAUACAGGCAGGGGGCAGGGAUCCGGUGCCAGCUUCCCCAUAGAGUUAUCCUGCCCCUGAGCACGGGCACCCUUCUGGGUGAGCAGAUGGGAGCCGGGCAGCUCUGAUGUACCCUGCUGCAGUGCCCUCCAGCGUGCUACUUGCAUCCCCCGGUGCCGAUGCUGUGACACCCCCAAAUCCCCCAGCCCUUCCGAGCACCGACCCGUGAGCCCUCGGGGGAGGCGGGGGGGGGGGGGGGGGGACGGACGGUAGUGGGGAAGGGGCUCAAAUGCUUCCCAUAUUCAGUGAAGAGUAGCUCAACCGGUCUGAAGCAACCCAAAAAAAUAUUUUAAAAAAUAAAAAAUGAAAGCGAGACGGGAUCCCUUACUCCUCGAGCCUGGUCGCUGCGAGGGCAGCAGCCGAUCGGGACGGUACAUGAACAGACGGACCUCAGCCGUGACAGAUGUGACCGGCGGCCACCCCGCCCCCCCCGUUUUCGGCGCUCCCCAUGCCCGCAGCCCCGGCCGGCGGGAGAGGUGCGCGGGCACGGGGGGGCCGCGGGAGGGGGCGGGCGGGGCGGGCGGGAGCGCCCGGGCCGGCUCCUCCCUGCGCACAAACCCGGCCGCGCCGCGCAGGGCGUGUGGACGGCCGCCUCCGCUCCCGCGCUACUUAAGCGGGGAGGGUGCAGCUCGGCAGCCCCGCGGGGGGAUCCGGCGGCGGGGGGGGCGGGGGGUAAGAGGCUAGUCAUCCUCCUCCUCCAUCAUAAUCUAUUUAUAAGAAAAGCAGAGCCGCGGUACUCCGUCCGUAACCCGCAGGCGGGGGCAGGUUGUGAAUUCGCCAAACACCUGAGAAAUAAAGCACGACCGAACAAUUUCGAGGCGGGCGGGGAAAGGGUGGUGGUGGCGGUGGUUGGUGGGGAAGGGAGAAGAGAGAGAAAAGUUUGCCGGAGCUCGGGCGUCUCGGGGUGGGGGGUGGGCGCGAUGCCGCCCUGGCUGCUCGGCAGCCUCUGCUGCGUGCUGGCGGCGCGGGCGGCGCUGGGCGGCGGCUCCGCGGGCGCGGAGGCGGCGGCGGAGGAGGAGGAGAAGCUGAUCCGGGUGCUGGUGCUGCUGCCGCAGGACGACGCCUACCUCUUCUCGCUGGGGCGGGUGCGGCCGGCCAUCGAGUACGCGGUGCGGAGCCUGCGGGAGAGCGGCGCCGGCCUGCCGCCCGGCUACGCCUUCCAGCUCACCUACGAGGACUCGGCGUGCGGGAACCGCGCUCUCUUCAGCCUGGUGGACAUGGUGGCCCUGCACCGCCGCCGCCCCGACCUGCUGCUGGGGCCCGUCUGCGAGUACGCGGCGGCGCCGGUGGCGCGGCUGGCAGCGCACUGGGACGUCCCCAUGCUGUCGGCGGGGGCGCUGGCCGCCGGCUUCGGCGCCAAGGGCGGCGAGUACUCGCACCUCACCCGCGUCGCCCCCGCCUACGCCAAGAUGGGCGAGAUGCUGCUGGCCCUCUUCCGCCACCACCAGUGGAGCCGGGCCACGCUGCUCUACAGCGACAGCAACUCCGAGCGCAGCUGCUACUUCGCGAUGGAGGGCGUCCAUGUGGUCUUCCAGGAGGAGGCCUUCCACAUGGCCGUGCACAGCUUCGACGAGAGCAGCCGACACCUCGACCUCGACGACGUCGUCCGUGCCCUCCAGACCGGCGAGAGGGUUGUAAUCAUGUGUGCCAGCGGUGACACAAUCAGGAACAUCAUGUUGGCUGCUCAUCGGCAAGGAAUGACCAAUGGGGACUACGCUUUCUUCAAUAUUGAACUCUUCAACAGCUCAUCAUAUGGAAAUGGCUCAUGGAGAAGAGGAGACAAACAUGACCUUGAAGCCAAGAAGGCAUACUCAUACCUCCAAACUGUCACUCUGCUGAGGACCGUGAAGCCUGAGUUUGAGAAGUUUUCCCUGGAGGUGAAAAGUUCCAUUCAGAAGCAAGGUCUACAUGAGGAUGACUACGUGAACAUGUUUGUGGAAGGAUUCCAUGAUGCUAUUCUUCUUUAUGCUCUAGCUUUACAGGAAGUCCUGAAGUUUGGUUUCAGUAAGAAAGAUGGGGAAAAAAUUGUUCAGCAAACACGGAACAGAACAUAUGAAGGUAUUGCAGGGCAGGUGUCCAUUGAUGCCAAUGGAGACAGAUACGGGGAUUUCUCUGUGAUUGGAAUGACAGACCCAGAGGCAGGCACGCAGGAGGUGAUCGGGGACUACUACGGAAAGCAGGGGCGUUUUGAAAUUCGAUCAAAUGUGAAAUAUCCUUGGAAUCAUGGCAGGCUGCGACUAGAUGAAAGCCGAGUUUCAGAGCACACAAACAAUACACCUUGUAAAUCAUCAGGUGGUCUAGGAGAAUCAGCAGUUACCGGAAUAGUUGUGGGUGCCUUGCUUGGAGCAGGCUUGCUAAUGGCUUUCUACUUUUUCAGAAAGAAAUACAGAAUAACUAUUGAGAGACGGACUCGACAGGAGGAGUGUAACAUGGGGAAACAUCGGCAGUUACGUGAAGACUCCAUUAGGUCUCAUUUUUCUGCUGCAUAAAGAAGAAGAAUAAUUCCAUUCUUCCUAGGGAAAAAAAUAAUUAGGGAAGAGGACACAACCAAAGACAUCAGUGUAAAAAGAAGAGGCUCUUGAAGAACUCACUCUUUUAAGCAGUAAUUUUGUCUUAAUUUCUUUCAAAAGCUCAGGAAUGAUUUACUAAUCACAUUAUGCCGCAUGGCCUUUCAUCUCAUGAAAAAAGAAAAUGAUGCAGUUUGAUGUUAUAGGAUGUACUUAAUAUAUAAAGACAGUAUUUCUUAAGGCAUAUAUUAAGGACAGCAGAUUUGGGCUUAGUUGAUGGGGAAUGCCUCAUUCUGUUCCCUUCUUUUUUUAGCUCCUACCACCUCCUUCCUUAAUUGCAUCUCACCCAUGGCUAUCGAAUAUUAUUUCACAGGCACAUGUGCUGGUUGCUGUCAAAAGGAAAAAAGGGAUUCAUCUGGGGUAUGAUCUACAUCACUGAAUCAUUGUCAUUGAUUAAAGGGGAUACAAGAUUGGCCAUAUGGAGUUUAGUUCUGGGAGGGAACUGGCACUUGGGUGUAAUUAACUCCACUGGGGUGUAAUUAACUUCACUGAGAAGUCAGGCAGGUGGAAACACACACAAACUAUUAUUUCCUUGUUUGUGUAGUAUCACAGACAAAAGCACUGAUUCUCUUAGGUGCUGGGAGUUAGAAAAAACUCCAGUGAAGGAUGAAGAGUUUUAGUGUGGUGUGAAAUAGUGAGAGAAAGAAAACAAUCAGGCCUCUGGAGAGAGACUGGCUAAUUCCUCAGUCUUGUAUGUGUUUUAUCAUGCUCUUUUCUCUCCACUGCCAUGACUUUUCAGAGAAGUAAAUACAGUCCUUGUAGAGCCUGCUCCUGUUCCCAGUGAAGUCAAUGGCAAAAUCCCAUUAACUUCAGUGAGCACAGGACUACAUCCAAAAUUGUAAAUAUGAAAGUGUUUGUAUAGCUGAGGCAAUUCAAAAAGGGGAUCUUUUUUGUGUAAAAAUGACAUUCCAUGCUACCAUUUUAUUUUUAGGAUAUUUUUUUAUCUUGUAUUUUUCUAUUAAAGUAUCUAUUUUUGCUUUGGUAGGUUUAAAAGGGAGAGGAUGUUUUGAAGACAUAUUUUUUAUGAUAGGAGUAACAGGCAGGGAAAGUCAACAGCUGUAGAUACAUUUUAGAACCAGUAUUUAGGGGAGGAGAAGUGGCCCCACUUUCUUCUUCAGUCAUGUGCAACAUUCAAAUACUUACUUAAACAAUAUAAAUGCACAUUGUCUAUGUGAUGAUGGCCCUGAUCCUGAGAAUAAUGUUCAUUUCACAUGUUAAAUAGUUAGUCUCAUUGUCUUAACGUGGGACUGUUCAUGUGUAUACAACUAAACACACAAAGAACUACCUUCAGGUUUCAGGAUGGUAGAACACUACUCUAGGGCUGACUUUAAUCCUGCUGCCAUCAGUAUCCCUAGGACUUUCGCCAUUGGCUUUACUAGGACCAAAAUUGAAUCUAUGAUGAAUUACCUAUUGACAGGUUAGUUUAUGCUAGACAAAGGAGAGCUCUGCGCUUUCUGGUCAGCAAAUGGAAGUGAACAGUACAUACUAUAAAUGUGGUGAAGACCCAUAAAAAUAUUGUCUGUGGGAAAAUCCAGCUAUGACUGUGGUUCCAGUGUGUGAAAUCUUUUAGUUUAUCCUAUUCAGAUUUCAUUAGCAGAACUUUCUGGUCUCAGCAGUCAUAGUCAGACUUGAAAAUUAAUCUCAAAGCUGGCACUGAAGCCUGUGUUCUACAAAACUUUUAGGCUCUGAGAAGCCAGAGUGCCAAUUCAGAGAAACCAUUUGAGAUUUGAGUAGCUGGAUGUGAAGGAAGAGUGAAAUCUGGCUCUGUCUUCUUUCUGCUGCCUUUUAUUUGUUAAUGGGGAAAUACCCCAUGGAAUAUUUCCUUGGAAUUUUUUUUCUUAUGUUUCACUUGUCUCUUAGCAUAUGCAAGGGUUUGUCACCUGCCCUUGUGAAAUAUUGUCCAAUGUCCCAGGCAGCCAGAGGGCAGGGCUUCCUGGCUGACAGGGCAGCUCCAGUAUAGGUGGUGGAUGUGGACCAGGUAGAUUUAGUGUCUUUAGGGCUGACUGUAAUAGCUGUUGUUCACACAGUAGAUUUCCAUCAUCCUGUUUCCCAGUCUGGGCUUGUAUGACUUUUGCAAAGGUGCCUUAGCCAAAGUAACACUGCAGCCAGCGGACAGUUUUCUGAAGUAACCUCCUUAUCCCAUGGACGCCAGAGAAGAAUGUAGGCUAGAGCAGCAUUCAUACUGCUGUGGAGUUGGGGAGAAAAAAAGACUUCCUGAUUAGUUUUUGGAUUUUUUUUUCGAGCAUUUGAGUUUGUCUAGCCUCUGGGCAUGAUUAAGGUUUGUUUUUUUAAAAAUAAUUUCCAAGGGAAUUUUGAUCUACUUCUUGUUUUGCAAAUAUACCUUUCAGUGUUUUUACUUUCUUUGAUCCAUUUGACUACUUUGCCACAGAAAAAGGGAAGACUUUUAAAUAUGUAGAGAAAAGAGGGUACGAUUUGAAGCAUAAACUUCUUUCAAAAUGAUAUUUAUUAUGACUUGACUUGCAGUGUAAACUAGUACUGAAACAGUCACUAAUUAGAGAGCAAGACAGUAGUGUAGAUCUGCAUUUUUCCUGCGCCAUGCAAGUCAGGUCAGUCCAGAAAAUAUGAGCCAGAGAUCUGGCUGGGACAAUAAAUUUAUUAAGACAGCUUUUUUAUUGCAUCAUCUUACUAUAACUAAACAUAUUUACAAAAACAGUAUAGUGAAAAGUUACUUUUUAAUUAGAAAUACAUAAUUCUGAUCUCCAGUGUUAUGUAGGAUUUAUAAUCAUGAUAUCAAGAAGUGUUUUUAUAAGAUGUCUAUUGGUGGGAUGCUGAUGGAGGCCUAGCCACAACUUGCAUCCUAGGACCUCCCAAGAGAGGUGAACCUUUCUUGCACAUUAGAACAUUUUAGAUCAGUGGGUUUUAAUCUUUCUAAAUUGGUGCACACCUACGUGUGCAUUUUUUCCCAUGGAAGUGUGGAGAUCAUAUAUGAUAUUUCACAUAAGUAGACUCCUGUAUAGCAUAAAAAAACUUGCUCUUAGCUGCCUUUCACAGGCCUCUCACAAAUAGUUCCCAGGUCUUCUGUGGACCGUCGAUCAAAAACUGCCUUGAGUUUAGGUUAUUAGUGGAGAGAUUCUUCACCAGCUAAUGCACUUUUCCUUUCUGGUUCAUCUGCGUUAGCUCAAUGCCACAAUGUUUAAGCUUCAAACUCUGUAAGGGAAUGUCUAAUCAAAAUAAUAAUAAUUGAUUCUCAAAAGAGUUUUCAAAACCUACAUUUUUGGCUUCAACAAAUUGCCCAUAUUACAAACAUACCUCUGUGUUACAGAGCAGCACAAGAAGGGCCUUGACUCAGCUCAGCAGUUUAGAACACACAUAAAAUAUGCUCAACUUCAGAUUCUAAGUGUUUUGCUCACUUGGGACCGAAGGGUGUGAUCCUGGUCAUGUCUGAAACAAAGAGAAUCUUGCCAUGUGCUUGAAUUGGGGUAAGGUUGGCCCCAUAGGCCAUAUGUUUAUUGCUAAAUCUUACAGUUGUGCAUAUUAAAUUUAAAUUGAACUAGUGGCGUCAUAUUUUUGUUUGUCAAAACUUGACAAAUUCUGCUAAUUUAGCCUUUUUUUUAAUUACCAAAUAUUGCUCAUCUUAAUAGCUGAUUCACCUCAGAAUCUUCUUCAUUAGGAUACUAUGACUUUCACCAUCUUAUCUUCAAUGCAUACGUGUCCACUGCAAGUUGAUAAAGGUGGAGCAAAACUUUCAAUAGUACCUGUGAUUUAGUAUGCUGAAACCCACGAUUUUAGUCAGAUGCCUAGAUGCUUUGACCUAGGCCACUGGUAGUUCUGGAGAUUAUUCUUCUGGAUAGUUUAUGUGUUCUCAGUUGUCUAUGACUACCACCAUCACUAGUCAAUUACCAGUUCCUUCUUUGAUGUGCUUCACUGAAGACCAAACCCAGCUGAGUGCUGAAGACAUUCGUUCAUUGCUAAAACUUUUGAUUGAGAGUGCUGUGCACCUUGCAAGACUGUGGCCAGAAUUCAGUUUAUUAAAGAGUUAAUAUUCAUUCACUUCUGAAAAUAAAUUUUAUUGAUCUAUUUUCAGUUUGUUUUUAAGAAAUGCUUUAUUGCAUUAUUGAAAAUAUUCUGUUGGUUUUUAAUGGAGAAUUAUUAUGGUGUAGCUAUUGCUUUGAAAACAUUUGUGCUGGACAAGUUAAGUGUGCUCCUUGACAGCAUGUUGUACUGGGAGGUUGAUCUCUGAUUCAUGUUUUGGCCUGUAGAUGUAAUCACACUCUCAUUAAGCUGAUGAAAAAACCCUCUAAUUGAUUCAGUAGAAGUAAACUCAGGCCCUCAGUGAAGCAUUUUCAGGCUUUAUACUCGGCAUCUUGAAGCAGUUCAGAGUGAAUUUCUCAGCUUUGCAGUAGAACAGGCUGCAUCAGCCUUAACUGACCUUGGCUCCAGUGUGAUUUUCACCUCAUGAAUGCCAUAAUGCUCCUGGAAAGCCAAGAAUAGACAUCAAAGACAGGAAGCUAAUAGUCCUGGUCAUAAAUUUCUUUGGCAAUUCAGUCCACCUUUUCCGGAGCUCAAGACAGUUCCACAUCCUUCGCUACCCUCCUCUGUGCUUUAGAGUAGCCAUGUAGCUGUUCUGUUUCUUUAAAUAAAACAGUUGAGGUUAGUUUUCCUCACUUUCUCCCAGGGUAGAGUGAACACUCUUGAAUUCCCCAUUUUUUUUCAUUGUUUUUUCUCUAACUUCAGAAGUGCUUUGAAAAGAGACAGCCAUUUUCCCUCAUUUAGUCAGAAAUGCUCCCUCUUCACUGAGAGGUGGCUUUUACAUAAUUUUAGCCAUUGUUCAUUGCCACUGUGUUGCUUAGCUGCCAGCACAUCUCUUGUUGGCCCGUGGCCACACCAGCUGUUAUCAGAGAUCUAGGCCCAGAAUUGUCUGAUAUUGCCUGACUUUCAACCAAGCAAAGUUGAAAAAUCAGACUGACUAAAAACUUUCUGAAGUUUAAUCUGAAUUUUGCAGCUGGCAUUCUUUCCUUUUAAAAACACCUAAGGCUGGCACCAUAGAUUGUGGUUGUAGAAGCAGUCUCAUUAAAGCUAAAAUGAUUCCUGGGUGCCACUGGGCUCACAGAAAAUGCACUAGUCCAAGCAUGGUGAGAUGAUGUCAGGUGAUGUCAGCCUUUUUUUUUUUUUUUUGUCCCCUAAUUGUUGUUGCUAUACAAUUGACAUCAAAUCUAGUGGCCACUGUCCCCAAAGCAGGGCACAUGGGAACAGAAAUACAAGUUUGUAAUGGUACAUUGCCUUUUCUGUUGGUCAGCAACAUGCCCUCGUAACUUGUCUCACAACAGUGAGUGAUGAAGGGACAAAUUUCAUCAAAGUGCGUGUUUUGUAAAAGACAGUUUUAACCCUUUUUAGAAACAAAUAAAUACAAACUUACUUUUUGGAAUAUAUUUUUAAGGACAUGAUGGAAAAGGUUUUGCCUUCAGAUAUGUUGUGUAUGUCUCCUCCCCUUUCUUUCUUGCUGUUGAAAGCACAAGAUUUGUGUGUAUGUGAAACCUCUCAAGUGGAAGAAUGGAAGUGUUUGCACUGUGCAUAUCCCUGUUUAGAGGCAGAAAUGAAUUCACAUUGCUUGAGGCAAUGUGCAGUAUCCAUUCUCAUAUACCUUUUAACAUCUGAGCUCUGAGACUGAUGGAAAAUGAUUGUUGAAAUUGAAACAAAUAGCUGUUUGUGAGAGACCUCAGACCUGGCUGUCUACAGGGGUCAGCAAGCUGUGCAGUAGACUCUGGUAGUGUCUUUUCUCUUCUAGAGAAUGACAGGAAGCCUAAGCACUGCAGUUUGCCCCAGUGAAGCCUUGAGUCUGGCAUGAAAGCAGCUCUCCCUUUAUCUCGCCCGUAGAGGAAGAAAGGAUAAAGGUUAUUGUUGGUGUUUUUAUGAGGUUAUUGCUGGUUUCGAUGAAGAAGGUAAUGCUGCCAUGGCUUUGAGGCUUUCUUGGACUAGUGUUUAAACAUGUCCAGUGUAUCAUUACAUAGACUGUUUUAAUAUGCUAUUUACUUAUUCCAGAAUUUACCUUUAAGAAUGACUCCUAACUGACAUACACCCAAUUUACAGCAUAUAAAACUAGCUUUCAAAAGGAGAGGCUUCAAGUUCAUUCAAAAUUUCUCACUAACCACUAAGUUAAUAUUCUACAUCAAAGUCAAAAUAUUCUAAAUAACCUGACACGUUAAAGUAUGUCUGUUAAGCUAUAGUACUUAAGAUAUCUUUUGUGGAUUCAUUAGGUAAUACAUCUUUGAAAGGUUAAAAUCCACUCGGUGUGAACUGUUGCUUGGUGUUUGUCAUGUGAAUGUUUUUAGAGGACACUUGAGCAAGCAAAGAAAAUGUACCAAAAAGGGUAUUUAAAAAAAAAUCUUGUUUUAAUGGUUUCUUUUGUAAUCUCAGCUGGUAUGCACAGGGAACACACAAUUCUCCCCGACAAACUAUGAACAGAGGUUUUGCUAGUGUUACACAAAACCAUCAGCAGACCUAAUGAGCAUAGCUGUGUGGUUUCAUAGUUGGUGAUGAUCUGGACUUCUUUUUCUCUUGGGAAUAAAAAAAAAGGAACGAGCCUCCACUGAAAAGCCAAUAUCACAGUUACUAAUCAGUGGUCAUUUAUAUUGGUGCCAUGUGAGAUGAUAAAUGUUUCCUCCCAUAUUUAGUAUCUCCCUGAUGUAGCUUUGUGGCAGGUGUUGUGAUGACUUCUGCAGUAUAGGAUACAAGGGAUGAAAAGAUCUCUUUGGAAUAUAGGGAAAAUACCUGUGCAGUUGGGUUAGGGAGAGAGAAGAGGGAAGGUGCUUGGGGGUUGAUUAUACUUCCAUGAUGAUACUGUUGACUCUAUGGAGGAUGCAAUCAAGCUCUUCCUGCACAGUAUGCUGUCUUUGUUUAAUAUCUCCUUUCAGAGAGACUCAGCAGAAAGCUUAUUCACCUUUUAAAUUUCACAUAGCCCCCUUACCUAAAAUUUAAACAGGAUUUAGGUGGUACAUAGGACCUGCUCAGGGUGUACCAUGCCCUUAGGCUGGGUAUUUACCUAGUAACAAAGUCAUCUUUACUGUGAUGGUCUAAAAGUACUGAGAAGACUUGAGUAGAGUGGCAGGAUGAAGUCAGCGGGUAGAAUUUGAUGUUUCUUGUGCAUAAAGUGUAAUUAUCACAAAACUAAGAGGACUCAGGAUACACUGCGGAUGUUAACUCUGUCCCCUUUUUUCGGUGAUACUGUUCAUUAUUAAUGUAAAAAUACUGGACCACAGAGAAACCUAGUACCAGUCUAGUAGAAAACAAAUGGAAAGCUGCACAGUAUAUUGUACUGAUGUAAGUAGAACUAUCUGCAUAUAAUGUGAUUUUAUUUAUUGUUGUUUUUGUGUAGAGAAGAGUGUGUAUUCAUGACUGUGGAUAUAACCUUUGUUUAUUUGUGUAAUGUAUUGUAUUUCUUUUACAGCUUGGUCAUUUAAAAUAUCUACAUUCAUUGGUGUCCUUUGACUUUUUAUUCUUGCAUUUUCUUUCACACAUUUUAAAAAUACAAGAAUAUCACAUAACCUAAAUUGUAGCAAAAUCUUUCCAUUAAAGACAUAGGAAUAUG